AUGGAACUGUGCCUGCUGUCCCGUAUUGAUGAGGAGCUGGACUCUUCUGAUGUGGCUGUUCUGUGCUUCCUGUGCAGAGACAUGCUCAACAGGAAACGCCUGGAGGCAGUGAGGGACAGGGACCACAUACAGAGAUUAUUAAGGUCCAACCCUAACGUCUUCCUACACAUUAAUGUACGUCUGAAAGCAUUGGAUGAUAGGUUUGGUAUUAGUAAUGUGGUAAUAACUCCACCUGUCCCUCAGACCGGUUAGGGGUGGAGUAAGGUAACACCAUAUUGAUGACCGUCCCAGGUUGUUAGCUAUAGCUAGCUAAUUAGGUAACAUGACUGAACAAGGUGUAUCCUAAACAAAUGGUUAACGGAAGGGAUCUGCAAGUAGCCUAGUUUUCUAUAUACUUUAUGAAUGUAAAAUGCGGCCCGCCAAUGCACGAUAUACAUUUAAAAAAACUUAGUGCUGGUAUUAUGGAUCAUUUAGUUCUAGUUUUUUCUGUGUCUAUUUAGUCAAUUAUAGUCUUGUCAAUUGCCACAGAAAAAUAGGUGCUUGACAAAAAAAAGGUCACUAUUUUUGUUAACACUGACACACACACCCACAAUUACAUUCUCUCUCUCUCUGUCUCUUGUAGACGGCCCUGGAGGUGCUGUGUGAGAUGGAGAGGCUGUGUGAGAUGGAGAGGCAGGGGCUUCUGACAGAGGACAGACUGGAUGAGCUACAGAGGACACUGGAGGAGUGUGACACACAGCUGACCCGCACAGUACGCCAGCACAGAGGAGGUACAUAUUGAUAUACACACACACACACACACACACACACACACACACACACACACACACACACACACAUAAUACACACACACACACAGCUAGCCAGCAGGUACAAAUCACUCUCACUCUCUCCUCUUCUGUCUCUCACACAUACACACUCUUUCACUCUGAUUCAUAUUUCAGUAUUUAUGCAUUAUAUUAAAAUAUACAUUGUUAUUUUUACAUGGUUGUUGUUUUUUAGCAAGGGGCAAUCUGUCAUGGCAGAAAUCUUCUGUUUAGCCAAUCAGCAACCAGAAACAGCAGCCCAGCUCCUCCCCCGGUUCAGCAUGGACCAGAGGGCCUUCAGCCCCCCUCAGUCACUACAGAGCAUGUCUAUAUCAGAAUCACAGCCCAGCCCAGCUCCUCCCCCCGGUUCAGCAUGGACCAGAGGGCCUUCAGCCCCCCUCAGUCACUACAGAGCAUGUCUAUAUCAGAAUCACAGCCCAGCCCAGCUCCUCCCCCCGGUUCAGCAUGGACCAGAGGGCCUUCAGCCCCCCUCAGUCACUACAGAGCAUGUCUAUAUCAGAAUCACAGCCCAGCCCAGCUCCUCUCCCCGGUUCAGCAUGGACCAGAGGGCCUUCAGCCCCCCUCAGUCACUACAGAGCAUGUCUAUAUCAGAAUCACAGUCCAGCCAUAAGUCUCACACACACACACACAGACACAUACACGUGUAGCUGAAGUGUGUUCUUGCCCCUUGUCCAUAGGUGAGUGUGGGCAAAGCGUGAGUUUGUACUCGGAUGCAGACACGGCACCUCAGACUGGGUCUGGGCCUGACCAGGUAACAACUUCAACAAUGCAGCUCUGGAACAUCUCUAGGGUUAGACAGUAGGGUGGACUAUAGACAUCAAACAUAACGUUGGGCAUUUAUUUUAUUGUUGUCCAUGGGGUUAGAGGUAACUGUGUGUGUGUUUGUCCAACUGAUGGAGCGCUAUCCCAUUACCUGUAAUCCUCGGGGGAUGUGCUACAUCAUCAAUACCCACCAUUUCCUAGGAACUUCAGAUCUGAGGGACAGACCAGGAACUGAGCAGGACGAGAGUAGGCAUCCUUGCUCACCUUAUUGGUUGAUAUUAUGAGCCUGAUCUCAUUCAGUGAAGCCCAUUGGCCAACCUGGAUUUCAAAUUCUGUCCUCUCUCUCUCUCUCUCUCUCUCUCUCUCUCUCUCUCUCUCUCUCUCUCUCUCUCUCCCUCUCUCUCUUUCUCUCUUGCUCUUUCUCGCUCUCUCUCUAGGGGCUCUUUUUAGUGUGUUCUCCAAGUUGGGGUUUGAGGUGGAGGUGGAGAGGGACCUGACAGGGAGGACCAUGUUAGAGGUGGUACAGGAGCUGGGAGGGCGGAGUCACGUACAGGCAGAUGCUCUGGUGAGCAGUGAGAUCUAUUUGUACGGUCAUAAAUCUCCAUACUCUUCAGGAUCGGCUCUGGAAGCCCAAUGGGACUCCAUUGAAUGGAACUGAAUAAAACAAUUUUAUCUAAUCUCUCUGUCUCUGGUCUUAGGUGGUGUGUGUGCUGUCCCACGGGGAGAAGGUAUGUGUGUUUGGAACAGACGGGGGGGUGGUGCCCAUCCGGUCCCUCACACGCCCCUUCACCAGCGCACAAUGCUCCUCUCUGGCUGGCAAACCCAAACUGUUCUUCAUCCAGGCCUGCCAGGGGAAGGGCCUCCAGCAAGGGACACUAUUAGCCCCCUCCAUUGGGCAGGGAGAGAGACAGGGGCGGUACGAAGCGGACGCCGGCGCCAUCGAGUCAGUCCCCUGGGAUGCAGACUUCCUGGUUGGUAUGGCAACAGUGGAGGAGUAUAAGUCAUUCCGGAACACUAGGGCAGGUUCCAUCUACAUCCAGGAGCUCUGCAAACAGCUGGUGUUGGGAGCUGCCAGGUGAGUUAGGGGAGUGGGGGGUAGGGGCAUUAACAGGUGAGAGAUGUGUUGUGAUGUGUAUUUCCUGUUUCCUGUAUAGUGGGGAGGAUAUGCUGUCGGUGCUGACGCGUGUGAAUCAUGAGGUCAGCAGAGGACUGUAUGGAGACUCCAAACAGAUGCCCGAGCCCAAGUACACCCUCACCAAGAAACUUUUCCUCCGCUACCCCUGA
This is a messenger RNA of Coregonus sp. 'balchen', 2873 nucleotides long. The record is from the annotation of a GenBank genome assembly. NCBI's taxonomy places the organism in Eukaryota, Metazoa, Chordata, Actinopteri, Salmoniformes, Salmonidae.